AUGGCGGCACCAUGCAAACCGUCAGACAGACGCACUGGAACUUGCAUUUCUGAUAGUUGGGUUGCGAAAGGGGUGUUGGGUCCCGCCGCUACAAGACGUUACGGCCGGGCUGUAGAAGUGGCGGGCUUGGACAUUCAGUGGUCUAGGACGCACACGGCGAUGGGGUGGGUACAGGAGAGUUGGUGGCCUACUAGCAUGCGUAUACGGCUGUAG
Psilocybe cubensis is the source of this 213-nucleotide messenger RNA. RefSeq lists its product as uncharacterized. The record is from RefSeq and is a predicted model, not a curated record. NCBI's taxonomy places the organism in Eukaryota, Fungi, Basidiomycota, Agaricomycetes, Agaricales, Agrocybaceae. The coding region runs from base 1 to 213 and encodes 70 amino acids. The transcript has 3 exons.